AACAGACAUUGUAGUCCCGCCUUUCGGUGACAAGGUUGAGUUUUACUUAGUAGUCAGUGAACUCUAGUUGUCGAAGGGAAAUACUCACAUUAGUCUCGUCAUUUGUUGUAUUUUAAUUUAAAGGCGAAUAAGAAGCAUGAAUAGCUUAAUAAGGUAUACUUCUCGGUGUCUGCGGUUCGGAGCAGCGUACUCUCUACCCGGACAAGCCGAAGGACGCCUGUGGACGGCCUCUCAGCGGCUCUUGUGCGUGGCGUCGAACCUCCCGAAAGACCUUGGCGACAUGGUGAAGAAGGACAAGGUGGUGGUUUUUAUGAAGGGGACCCCGGAACAGCCUAUGUGCGGUUUUAGUAACGCCGUGGUCCAGAUUCUGCGGAUGCACGGAGUGGACGACUACGCUGCGUACAAUGUGUUGGCGGACGAGCAGCUUAGAGAAGGAAUCAAAGCGUUCUCCAACUGGCCAACGAUCCCUCAGGUCUACUUCAACGGAGAGUUUGUGGGAGGCUGUGACAUCCUCCUCCAGAUGCACCAGAAUGGCGAUCUGGUGGAGGAGCUAAAGAAGUUGGGGUUCCAGUCUGCACUACUGGAUGCUGAGAAAGACUCCAAGUAGAGGAGGAAGAUGAACUUAAACGUGCUUAAAAAGAGAGGACACAUUUACUUGGUUGAAUCUUCCGUGUUGCACACUAAAGACAAAAUUGACUCUUCUGACUGACAAUAGAUGUGAUUCGAUUACUGUCUGAGCUUCCCUUACGGGACAUGGAAUCUUUUAAAUAAGUUAGAGUCCACAUAAAAUGUUGAAUGUCUCAUCACGGCAUCCUGAGUAAAACUUUUUUUUUUUUACCUAUGUCACUGUAGCUUUAAUACCUAAAACCUGGACUUCCUCAGGAUGACUUGACAAUAUUGUUCAUGUUGGACCAGACAGACAGCAAUGACAUCACACUAGAAAACAUCCAUGUAGGUUUGUAUAAAGAAGGGGCAAUCCUGUCUUGAAUUGUUACUUAUUGAAUUAAAUGAAUAUUGCCAGAAUGAUUUUACAA
This is a messenger RNA of Syngnathus typhle (broad-nosed pipefish), 1034 nucleotides long. It is a transcript of the gene glrx5, whose product is annotated as glutaredoxin 5 homolog (S. cerevisiae). Bases 137 to 607 code for a protein of 156 amino acids. The transcript is spliced from 2 exons. The record is from RefSeq and is a predicted model, not a curated record. Lineage: Eukaryota; Metazoa; Chordata; Actinopteri; Syngnathiformes; Syngnathidae.